Molecule: messenger RNA, 1601 nt
Organism: Siniperca chuatsi (mandarin fish)
Lineage: Eukaryota; Metazoa; Chordata; Actinopteri; Centrarchiformes; Sinipercidae
Gene: camk2a
Product: calcium/calmodulin-dependent protein kinase II alpha
Biological process (GO): protein phosphorylation
Cellular component (GO): neuron projection; cytoplasm
Molecular function (GO): ATP binding; calcium/calmodulin-dependent protein kinase activity; calmodulin binding
Source: RefSeq, a predicted model, not a curated record
UCUCUCCAUCUCUCUACUUCCUCUGUUUCUUCUCUCUCUGUUUCUUCUCUCCUCCAUCCUUCAGACAGACAGACGGGUCGAACUCUUGGCCUUCAUCACCACCACCAUCAUCAUCAUCAUCCUCAGAGGAAGACGGGAAGGGAGCCCCCUGACCCUCGCCCCGCCGGGUCACCAUGGCAACGGUCAUCUGCACUCGUUUCACCGAAGAGUAUCAGCUGUACGAGGAGCUGGGCAAGGGAGCGUUUUCCGUGGUGCGACGCUGUGUGAAGGUGCUGUCGGGCCAGGAGUACGCCGCCAAGAUCAUCAACACCAAGAAACUGUCUGCCAGAGAUCAUCAGAAGUUGGACCGUGAAGCUCGUAUCUGUCGUUUACUGAAGCACCCCAACAUCGUUCGGCUACAUGACAGCAUUUCAGAGGAGGCGCACCAUUACCUCAUCUUUGACCUGGUCACAGGUGGAGAGUUAUUUGAAGAUAUUGUAGCCAGAGAAUAUUACAGUGAAGCUGACGCCAGUCACUGUAUCCAGCAGAUUCUGGAGGCGGUGCUACACUGUCACCAGAUGGGCGUGGUCCACCGAGACCUGAAGCCAGAGAACCUGCUGCUGGCCUCGAAGUCUAAAGGAGCGGCGGUGAAACUGGCUGACUUCGGCCUCGCCAUCGAGGUGGAGGGAGACCAGCAGGCCUGGUUCGGCUUUGCGGGGACGCCUGGUUAUCUGUCUCCAGAGGUUUUGAGGAAGGAUCCGUACGGCAAAGCAGUCGACCUCUGGGCCUGUGGUGUGAUUCUCUACAUCUUAUUGGUCGGUUAUCCUCCGUUCUGGGAUGAAGAUCAACAUCGUCUCUACCAGCAGAUCAAAGCUGGAGCUUAUGAUUUUUCCUCCCCUGAAUGGGACACGGACUCCUCCAAAGAUCUCAUUAAUAAGAUGUUCACCAUCAACCCGCCCAAACGGAUCACAGCAGCCAACGCCAAACACCCCUGGAUCUCUCAUCGCUCCACAGUGGCGUCCUGUAUGCACAGACAGGAGACGGUCGAGUGUCUGAAGAAGUUCAACGCCAGGAGGAAACUCAAGGGAGCCAUCCUGACCACCAUGUUGGCCACCAGAAACUUCUCCGGAGGAAAGAGUGGAAGCAACAAGAAGGCCGACGGAGUCAAGGAAUCAUCUGAGAGCACAAACACCACCAUAGAGGAUGAAGACACCAGAGUGAGGAAACAGGACAUCAUUAAAGUCACUGAGCAGCUCAUCGAAGCGAUCAGCAACGGAGACUUUGAGAGCUACACUAAAAUGUGCGACCCGGCUGUGACGGCAUUCGAGCCCGAGGCGUUGGGGAAUCUGGUCGAAGGCCUCGACUUCCACCGCUUUUAUUUUGAAAACUUGUGGUCUAAGAACAGUAAACCGGUCCACACCACCAUCUUGAACCCUCACAUCCACCUGGUCGGGGACGAGGCCGCCUGCAUUGCUUACAUCAGAGUGACGCAGUACAUCGACGCCAACGGGACGCCUCGCACCGCCCAAUCAGAGGAGACCAGGGUGUGGCACCGCCGCGACGGGAAGUGGCAGAUCGUUCAUUUCCACCGCUCAGGCUCCGCCUCCACACUCAACAAGUAA